AUGACCUUGGAGUCUCUGACGUCUGACUAUAGCUCCUGCUUCGGCUGCCUUCAUGGCUUGGGGGUGGACCUCUCCACUGGGAGCGAUGACAAAAGUGCGUGGGAGCAGCAGGGAGAGGAAAAAACGAAUCCAUUGAGUCCACUGGAAGAGUGGGCGCUCCCAAGUUUCCUCAUUCAGCGGCCACUGGCCGAUGAGACUCCCCGCCCCACAGCCCCUGGCAUGUUAACCCAACUCUCAGAUGAACUGUCUAAUUUGCCUCAGCUUGAAAUCCUUGAUAUCUCACAUAACAAUAUAAAAGAACUUCCAAAGAAUAUAGGAGAAUUAAAAAGUUUGGUCAGUUUCUACGCCAGUAACAACUUGAUAAAUGCUCUUCCACUAUCUUUUGAAUCUUUAAACAAGCUCCAGCAUUUGAACAUGAGUGGAAAUCAUCUGACAACAUUGCCUAAUAGUCUCAAUAAUCUUUCGUCAUUGAAGGAAAUAAAUUUUGAUGACAAUCCUUUGAUUAAGCCUCCACCUGAAAUCUGUAAAGGGAAGAUAUUAAAUGUUAUUGGACAUUAUCUACAGAAAGCUGAGGACAGAGAUGAGAAAAUCUUGCAGAAAUUGUUCAGGAUAGUGUCUCGCAAUCUAUCUGGAGCGCAGUUCGAGUUUUUCUGCGAAAAGCUACAAAUAAAGAAGCCCAUGAUUGAUGUUCUAAUGAAGAAGAUCGAUACUAAAUUGGAAGAAGCCAUUCUUGAGGCACUCAACAUAUGGAGAGUGGAAAAAGAUCCCCCACUAAAUCCUGCUGUAUUGCGAGACCAACUUACAAGAAUAAUAACUAUAAUGGGGAUACAACAACUAAUUGAGAAAGUCACAGCUCUAAAGCUUUGUACCCAGUUAUUCAAAUUAUAAACACUCUAUAGAAAUCAAAUGAUAGCUUAUGAAACAUUUGUCUCAUUGGGCCUAUAAAUUUGAAUAUUUUCACUGUAACUUUAUUUUAGAAUGAUGGAAUUGUUAUGAGCUGGUCUCUAUCACAGCU
Molecule: messenger RNA, 1015 nt
Organism: Vombatus ursinus (common wombat)
Lineage: Eukaryota; Metazoa; Chordata; Mammalia; Diprotodontia; Vombatidae
Gene: LRRD1
Product: leucine rich repeats and death domain containing 1
Exons: 6
Coding region: 1-888 (295 amino acids)
Molecular function (GO): protein binding
Source: RefSeq, a predicted model, not a curated record